GGGGAACUAACAGGGCUUGGACCUCUUGCUCCAUCCAGGAUGUGUGACCGCAACGGCGGGCGGCGGCUGCGGCAGUGGCUGAUCGAGCAGAUCGACAGUGAACUCUACCCUGGGCUCAUCUGGGAGAACGAGGAGAAAACCAUGUUCCGCAUCCCCUGGAAACAUGCUGGGAAGCAGGACUACAACCAGGAGGUGGAUGCUUCUAUUUUCAAGGCUUGGGCUGUUUUCAAAGGCAAGUUCAAAGAAGGUGACAAAGCAGAGCCGGCCACGUGGAAGACACGUCUGCGCUGUGCCUUGAACAAGAGUCCUGACUUUGAGGAGGUGACAGACAGAUCCCAACUGGACAUCUCUGAACCCUACAAGGUCUACAGGAUUGUGCCAGAGGAGGAACAGAAAUGCAAAGCAGGCAUUGCCAACGGGAGCAGCUUGAAUGAUGUCACGGAGAUGGACUGCAGUUCCUCUGCAAUUGAUGACCUCAUUAAAGAGCCUCCCUGUGUUGAUGAAUACCUGGGGAUCAUCAAGAGAAGCCCCUCACCCCCCCAGGAGACCUGUAGAAACCCCCCAAUACCUGACUGGUGGGUGCAGCAGCCCAGCCCUGCGUUGCCCCUGAUGAAUGGAUACUCCAGCUACGAGCAGCAUCAUUCAGGUUACUCCCAGAUGGUGAUCAGCUUCUACUACAGUGGGAGGCUGGUGGGCCACAUCACCACCUCGUGCACCGAGGGCUGCCGGAUCUCUCUCAGCCAGCCCUCCAGCCACGGUGAGAAGCUGUACGCCCCAGAUGCCCUGGAGCACGUACGGUUCCCCUCAGCUGAUGCCAUCCAGAAUGACCGCCAGAAGCAGAUCACCAGGAAGCUUUUUGGGCACUUGGAGAAGGGUGUCCUGCUGCACAGCAAUAAGCAAGGCAUCUUCAUCAAGAGGUUAUGCCAAGGCAGGGUCUUCUGGAGUGGAAACACCAUGGUCUACAAGGACAGGCCCAACAAACUGGACCGGGAUGAGGUGGUGAAGAUAUUUGACACCAACUUGUUCUUCAGAGAGCUGCAGCAGUUUUACAACAACCAGGGCCGCUUCCCGGACAGCAGAGUCAUCCUGUGCUUUGGAGAGGAGUUCCCAGACACUGUCCCCCUGCGGUGUAAGCUCAUCCUUGUCCAGGUGGAGCAGCUGGGUGUCAAGCAGGUGGUGGAGGAGACUGGGAGGUCCUGCAACAGCAGCCCCAUGCUCCCCAUAGCUGAUGAGACACAGCAUGACCAGGUGUACAGGAUCUUCCAGGACAUCUGUGCUACACACCAGCGACCUCUCUUCAGAGAAAACCAACAGAUUGCUGUCUGA
Messenger RNA from Antrostomus carolinensis (chuck-will's-widow), 1326 nucleotides. It is a transcript of the gene IRF8, whose product is annotated as interferon regulatory factor 8. Lineage: Eukaryota; Metazoa; Chordata; Aves; Caprimulgiformes; Caprimulgidae. The record is from RefSeq and is a predicted model, not a curated record. The coding region runs from base 40 to 1326 and encodes 428 amino acids. The transcript is spliced from 8 exons. Gene Ontology annotation, molecular function: protein binding; RNA polymerase II cis-regulatory region sequence-specific DNA binding; DNA-binding transcription factor activity, RNA polymerase II-specific. Gene Ontology annotation, biological process: regulation of transcription by RNA polymerase II; immune system process. Gene Ontology annotation, cellular component: nucleus.